Lycium ferocissimum is the source of this 1824-nucleotide messenger RNA. RefSeq lists its product as uncharacterized. Gene Ontology annotation, molecular function: nucleic acid binding. The record is from RefSeq and is a predicted model, not a curated record. The coding region runs from base 1 to 1824 and encodes 607 amino acids. The transcript is spliced from 7 exons. Gene Ontology annotation, biological process: DNA integration. NCBI's taxonomy places the organism in Eukaryota, Viridiplantae, Streptophyta, Magnoliopsida, Solanales, Solanaceae.
AUGGAUCAGAAUCACCCUCUUUUCUUGAAUGCAACUGAUAUAAGUGGCAUAUUGAUAAUUUCAUUUCAAUUGACUGGACAUGAAAACUAUACAUAUUUUUAUAGAUCUAUCAGAUUAGCACUUCUUGGUAGGAACAAAUUAAGUCUAGUAGAUGGUUCUGCACUAAAAGAAAGUUUUCCUGAUGAGUUGCAUUAUCAAUGGGAGCGUGUCAAUGCUAUAUUCUUGUCCUGGUUAAUGAGUUCUAUUUCUAAGAGCCUUGUUGGUGGUGUUGUAUUUGCAACUAAUGCUCAAAGUGUAUGGAAAGAUUCGAAAGAAAGGUUUGAUAGAAUUGAUGGGUCAAGAACCUAUAGUUUACACAAGGAAGUUGCUACUUUGAGUCAAGGAACUGCAUCAAUAGCCACAUACUAUUCAAGGAUGAAGGAACUGUGGGAGGAAUUUGAAGCUAUGACUCCUGCCUCUAACUGCAAUUGCAUUUGCUAUGUUGCUAUGUACACAAAGGGUGGUGGUAAUCAAAAGUUCAAGAAGAACUACAACUUGAUAUGUGAGGUGUGUAAGAUUAGAGGAUACACUAAAGACAAUUGCUGGAAAGUCAUAGGUUACCCUCCUGAUUUUAAGUUCAAGAAGAGAGGGAGAAGAACCAGUAGUGCUCAUAAUGUGUUUGCUCACAAAGUGGAUACUGUCACAGGCAACUCAAAUCCCAGCUCAUCUGCAAAUCUAACUAGUAUACUGAUGCCCUAUUGUGAUAGUAAGUAUGAUAAGAAUGAUGAUUUUACUGUGUCAUUGCUAAGUUCUGAUAAUAAUAAGGAUAGCACUGUCUUGCUAGUAUCAGAUAAAGGAAAAUAUUGGAUUAUUGACACAGGGGCCUCAAAUCAUAUGUUUAAAUACAACUUGCUUUUAGUGGCAAAACUAACCAAGGAAUUAGGCUGGUUUGCUUUCUUUUUCCCUAUCUUUUGUGUAUUUCAGGAGCUCUUCAGUGGGAGGGGAAAUCAAUUGUCAAUUACUAGUGAAUUACAAAAAUGUAGUGUAUACCCAUGUGCAAAACAAACUAGAAACAACUUUCCUGCAAGUAGUAUUAAAACAGUUGCUACUUUUGAUAUGAUUCAUUUUCGAAAACCUAUUAAAAUAGUAAGGUCUGAUAAUGGCACAGAAUUUGUCAAUUCUAUUUGUGAUAAUUUGUUUAAGAAACUUGACAUAGUACAUCAAAGGACCUGUCCUUAUACCCCUCAGCAAAAUGGGGUUCCUGAGAGGAAACAUAGACAUAUAUUAGAGGUUACAAGGGCAAUUAGAUAUCAAGGAAAAGUUCCAAUAAAAGUUUGGGGACACUGUGUUUCUACAGCUGUGUACUUGAUCAAUAGAAUGCCUAGCCUAGUUAUUAACAAUCAAUUUCUAUUUGAGAGACUGUAUAAUAUGAAACCAUCACUUGGUCACCUUAAAGUCCUAGGCUCUCUAUGCUAUGCUAAGGUACUUCAAGAAUAUGACAAGUUGAUGUCAAGGACCAAACCUGCAGUGCAUAUGGGGUACUCAGAAACUCAAAAGGCUUAUAUUUUAUAUGAUUUGUCUAACAAGUAUUUCUUUGUGAGCAGAGAUGUUUCAUUUAGAGAAAACAUGUUUCCUUUUGAUCAAGAAUCUAGUUCUACACCACUGUUUGUAGAUCAGUCACAAGAUAUUGGAAUCUUGUGUGAGGAGGAGUACCAUCAGUUCAUAUUUCAACAAAGUACAGUACCAACUCAAAUACAAGAAACUCUGAAUUAUGAUCCUCCUAGUCAAGACCACCCUGAUCAACCUCAAUCACCUACGGCUGAAAUUCAUCCAAUACCAGCUUAA